This is a messenger RNA of Drosophila yakuba, 6013 nucleotides long. RefSeq names its product synaptotagmin 1. Bases 528 to 1952 code for a protein of 474 amino acids. Lineage: Eukaryota; Metazoa; Arthropoda; Insecta; Diptera; Drosophilidae. The transcript has 11 exons. Gene Ontology annotation, biological process: synaptic vesicle endocytosis; calcium ion-regulated exocytosis of neurotransmitter; regulation of calcium ion-dependent exocytosis. Gene Ontology annotation, cellular component: synaptic vesicle membrane; dense core granule; axon. Gene Ontology annotation, molecular function: syntaxin binding; calcium-dependent phospholipid binding; calcium ion binding. The record is from RefSeq and is a predicted model, not a curated record.
CCAACCGGUUCGCUCUCGCUGGUUGGCGAGUGGCCCAAGCUUUUCGGUGCUGCUCCUGGAGCGUGUGGGCCAAAACGCGAAUGAACAUCGACCGUGGAAGUUGACUGCUGAAGUACAAAGCGCUAGGCUGAAGUAUACGAAAUUCAUGUGAGACUAGCGAGCCGCGGCCUCACUAGCCAAAGCCAGCCACAACCAAAAAAAAAAAAAAAACCAAAAACAAAUAACAGGCAGCAGCAGGAGGAGCUCACACACACACAUCGACGAAGCGCCAGGACCCGCAUCACCAUAUCCUUCCUGCCAAACAGUCGCCACUGCUGCCGCCCCCGCUCCCCGCUCCCCUUGCAGGAGUCACACUUCGUUAAACGCUGCUCAAAACCCAUCAUCCAACUAAUAAAGCGAACGAUAAACAAGCGCAUUAAGCACCGCAGCGACCGAGCUAUUAACGCUAGUCUGGAUCCCGAUUGCUGAUUGGAAAGGAGAAACAUUGGCAGCAUUUCUGAUUAGGGGCAACAACACAGCAAAACAAAAUGCCGCCAAAUGCAAAAUCGGAAACGGACGCCAAACCGGAAGCGGAACCAGCGCCAGCGUCCGAGCCGGCAGCGGAACUGGAGUCCGUGGACCAGAAGCUGCAAGAAACACAUCACUCCAAAUUCCGUGAGGUGGACAGGCAGGAGCAGGAGGUGCUCGCCGAGAAGGCGGCGGAGGCGGCCAGUCAAAGAAUCGCACAGGUGGAAUCAACAACACGCAGUGCAACCACAGAGGCUCAGGAAUCCACCACCACCUCAUUGCCGGUGAUCAAAAAGAUCGAGCAUGUCGGCGAAGUGGUCACCGAGGUGAUCGCGGAGCGCACGGGGCUGCCCACAUGGGGCGUGGUGGCCAUCAUCAUACUCGUGUUCCUGGUCGUCUUUGGUAUAAUCUUCUUCUGUGUGCGGAGAUUCCUGAAGAAGCGAAGAACCAAAGAUGGUAAGGGUAAGAAGGGUGUCGACAUGAAGUCGGUACAGUUGUUGGGAUCGGCGUACAAGGAGAAAGUUCAGCCUGAUAUGGAGGAACUCACCGAAAAUGCCGAGGAGGGCGACGAGGAGGACAAGCAGAGCGAACAGAAGCUGGGUCGCCUCAACUUCAAGCUGGAAUACGAUUUCAACUCGAAUAGUUUGGCCGUGACGGUGAUCCAAGCCGAGGAGCUACCCGCCCUGGAUAUGGGCGGCACCUCGGAUCCCUAUGUCAAGGUGUACUUGCUGCCCGACAAGAAGAAGAAGUUCGAGACCAAGGUGCACCGCAAGACCCUGAGUCCGGUCUUCAACGAGACGUUCACCUUCAAGAGUUUGCCCUAUGCCGAUGCCAUGAACAAGACGCUAGUGUUUGCCAUAUUCGACUUCGAUCGCUUCUCGAAGCACGACCAGAUCGGCGAGGUGAAGGUCCCACUGUGCACCAUCGACCUGGCGCAGACGAUCGAGGAGUGGCGCGACCUGGUCAGCGUUGAAGGAGAGGGCGGACAGGAAAAGCUGGGAGACAUCUGCUUCUCGCUGCGCUACGUGCCGACCGCCGGAAAGCUAACCGUCGUCAUCCUGGAGGCCAAGAACUUGAAGAAGAUGGACGUGGGCGGACUGUCUGAUCCAUAUGUGAAAAUUGCAAUCAUGCAAAAUGGCAAACGUUUGAAAAAGAAGAAGACAAGUAUCAAAAAAUGCACCCUCAACCCUUACUAUAAUGAGUCGUUCUCAUUUGAAGUACCAUUUGAACAAAUACAAAAAAUCUGUCUCGUUGUGACCGUCGUGGACUACGAUCGUAUUGGAACCUCCGAACCCAUCGGCCGCUGCAUACUUGGCUGCAUGGGCACCGGAACCGAGCUGCGUCACUGGUCGGACAUGUUGGCCUCGCCCCGCCGGCCCAUCGCCCAGUGGCACACCCUCAAGGAUCCCGAGGAGACCGACGAGAUCCUGAAGAACAUGAAGUAAGGCGGCGCCAUGGAUAACCAAUGCAGACACCUUUACCACUCGAGCUUAAAAACUAACCUUUCCACUUGAUCUCAUCGUUGGCAGACUUGCAGCACAUCUAUCAAACGUAUAAAAGUAACCAAAGAACACUUACGCGAACCGUCAGACAUUGAAAUCGAAUGCAUCAUCAUCAGCUACAAAUGAUCCUCCUCACCCGAAACGACAAGCAACAAUCAGCGAAAUAUCGUAGUUAAUGCAAAAAUUGUUCAUCUAUGCAGUUAUCUCAACAUAAACAUACUGGAACACACAAAAUGCCGAUUAAGUAAUACCAUAGGUGUCUAAGUUAUAUCUCAUUGGUUGAACAGCAAAGCGAAGUGAAAGCUAUGAAAUCCUAUAUAGAAAGCAAUGUGGUGUCCCUUUCACUGGCCGGAAUCCGAAAUAGUUCGAUCGAUUUUACAUACACGUAUAAUCCACACAUGAAUUCAUUCUGAGAUCUAUGAAUUUGUUGUUGUCCCUGAUUGAGAUUUUCCAAACUAUGAAAAUUACGAGUAUGUUCUAUUAAAAUGCAAAAACUCUAUAUACUCAAACUAUUUAACGGAUGAACGAGAGGGUAUGAUUUUUAAAUGUUAAGUUUACUUUCGUUUUUAAAUUAGUGCAAUGAUUAAAGGGAUCUUUCCGGUUUUAAAUUGGUUUUUCAAUCGUUGAAGGAUUACUAGUGAAUAAUAUUACUGACUAAUGCAUAUAUAUGAAACAAAACAAGAACGUAAAGGCAACUUAAACUGUUAUGUAAAUUAUUUAUUAUGUUUAAAUUAUUGAGCAUUACGUACCUAACUGUGUAAGUAUUAAUCUAUGUGUGUUUAAAAGAAAUGGACAUGGCAGACAUAUUAACAGGAGAAUGGAAGGGAAAUCAUAAAAUAUAUAUUAUAUAUAAAUAUUAUGUAUAACGACCUAACAGAAUCAGACGAAUAAGUAGAAGGGAAACCAAAAUAAAAACCGAAAACCAAAAGCAAAUAACAAAAGUUAAACUUUGAAGCGUGAUUUCAACGGAAUAUAUCAUCAGUUUAAACUUAAAGAAAAUAUCGAACAUUUUGCACAAUGGAUCAGAUUGGAAUAUUCUUUUUUUAAUUCGAACACUUUGUAGAAAUAUGGCUCAGUUUGGGAAAGGUUUCCAUUUUCGAUAAGUUUUUCCUUUUGUUAGCUUUAAAUUUGCGUUCCAGUUUAAACUAUUAGUUUGGUAGCUUCUUCUUCUCGAAUAUUAAGGUUUCUACAACUAUCUAUGAGUCGUUUUACUCGUUUCCGACUUUAACACAUUCCCUAAUUUAGAAAUCAUAUUAGGACCUAAUGAAAAUAUACAUACUAACUAAAUGAUUAUGGCAAAAAUGUUAAAACAGAAAAAGAAAUAUUAAGAACAAUAAUAGUUAUUACUAUUUAUAUUAUAUUCAAGUAUAUGACAUCUAAACAAUAUACAUUUAUAUAAACUUGUGCUCCUGCUGCACAAGCCUACUAAGAAUUUGGGAUUUUUAAUAUGGAAAAGCGGCGGCAGCAAAACUUCUACCUACCUAAAACACAAACUAGCUAAUUAAGCUAACAAAAAUGUAAUCCGAUAUUGAAAUCGAUAUUCGAAUUUGAAAUCAAAGUCGAGACGAAGGAUUAACAGUGAGCCAUGAUUUUCUGAUUUUUUCCAUAUUGAAAGUAAAUGAAAUUCAACUAAUACAUUAGAUGUUUUUGUCCUGUAAAUGGUAUAUUAUAAUGAUAAUGAUAAAGAUAAAGCGUAGUUAGGGAUCUGUGUAUCCCCUGUACACCCACUUACACAGUUGUAGUUAUGUUCACUGAAGCAAGAGAAAUGCGUAGGAGUACACAAAGAACAAAGAAUGCAAAACUUACAAAUCGAGAAAAUACCAAAAAUAUUUAUGUAAUAUAAUUCAUCUAAAUUUAACAAAUCGAAGUGGACGCCAGGAAGAACAAGUUAUGCAACUUAUUACGAGUAUUGUUCAAUAAAAAUAAAUAACUUUGCUUUUCCAAAUAAUUACUGUAAAUUAUCUCAAGCCCAAAAACAGCUAAAUAAGACACAGAUACAAAACACACUCACACACCCACAAACACACAUAUGUAUUAUGUAUUAAACAAAUGGUAAAUUACUAACAAAAAUCGAAGCCUAACCACAACAGCAACAAAAUGAAACAAACAAGACAACAAACUAUAUAUACUUGCAUAUUAAACAAAUUAUAUGAAAUUAUAUAAAAUGAUGUUGAUUAUUGAUUUAAAUUAAAACUGAGAAAGUGAAUAAAACAAAUUAUAUAUACACCUAUAUAUAAAUAUUAAACAAAACAGAAGCAAAACUUUCAUUUGUGUUUUCCUUUUAGUUGGUAUACGCAUACAUACGAACACAGUGCUACACUGAGCGAAACGAAGUGCAAGUGUUAGCCCAAAACGACAUGUACAUACACACCCACACCACACACACAACAUAUACCACACAUGAAAACACCCACACUGAAACACCCACGAACUGACCAAAAAGCAAGUCGAACGAACACAUGAAUGUACUAUAUUAUAUUAUAUUAAAUAUUGUAUUGUAUUAUUUUCGAAAACGUUCUCAAAGCAAGCAGAAUGCAACGCAUAGCCCAUCACGAAAGCACAAAUCAGUAGAGGAAGGAAGUUAAAGUAAAUAAGAUACUAAAAUAGGCCAGAGAUAAAUAAAACGAUAAAUAAAAAGGAAAAAACAAUAUAAGUAGCAGUCCAUGUACUUUUAUUUUCUAGAUAUGUAUGUAUGUAAUUUAUAUUCGAGGUAAAUCAGGCAUUAUGCAUUUAGCAACCAGACAAGAGCAUAAAACCGCAUCUAGGAUUCACCAUCGAUCCAAGAUCAAAGGAUCGGGAUCGAUCAUCCUACACUUCACCAUAGCUACAGCCCCGAUUCCACUGGGGAAAAUCCGAGUAUAGGGGAAUCCCCCUCCAAUGUCAGCCAGUGCAUUUAUUUUGGUCAAAGGGAGCACGCGGCAGCACUUCGAGGAAUCGGGAUAGUAUACAUAUAGAGCGCACCUGAGGGAACGAUCACGAUCACGAUCGAGUAGAGUAAUGUAUAAGUACAGAGGAGUAACGACAAAUACAAGAUAUAGAAAUAUGCGUUAUAGGUUGAACAGACCCAAGAUAUAGGACAAUGUUUGAUGUUGAUAUGAGUUAAUCUGGCCACCUAGCGUGCGCAUUAUAUGCAUAGAUACGAACAUACAUACAUAGUGCAGGAGAUAGGCCCUCCCAUAGGAUCAUUUUAUAUACCCAGAAUUCCGAGGGAGGGCAGCCACAUUAUACAUAACCAUCGACAGCACCGCAUAGUAUGAACACAGCAUACGGCAUAUACAUACAAGUAUCCACUUAACCGAGCGAUAUGCAUACAUAUACACCAGGACAUAAGGUCCACAAGUACUUUUCCCAGGAGCUAUCCAUCCCUCGGUUCAGAUCCAGACACUAUAUACCUACAUAUAUGCAUACAUAUAUAUACAUAUAUACCUACACGUACAGAAACUCAUCCAGCACUUACACUCGCGGAUAUCAUUUUAUGACUCUUUCCGGAGUUUUGUUGUUUACGAUAAACUGUUUAUAGCUGUUUUUGAAUUUUAAAUAAAUUAUAUUUACUAUAUGGCAAAACAAAGAAUAACACUAAAGCAAACCCAUAUAUGAUAGUAAUAUGUAUAUGUUUUAAAUGCUAUUACCAAAACGAAUCUUAAAUUGAGGCUCUGCAAGCAGAGAGUUGCAAGCUAAAGAAGAAUAUUACUGAAUAAACUGCAUAUAUAUAUACACACUAAUGUGCAACUGUAUUGCAAGACAAGCAUAGCAUUUUAUUUCCGAGGCAAAAGAAUUUAACAAAACACACACACACACAAACCCAAACUCUGACACCUGUGCACGGUGGCCGGCAAUUGCAGGUGCGCCCAAGGGCCUCCAGAUUCCGCCACAGCCGUACUAACCCCCAACAAAAGAACAAACCCCAAGACAAGAGCCACAGAUAGAAGAUCUAUGUAAAACACUAGCGAUGUGAACGACACAGAGGAAUGUUUAUAAACAAUAAACAAAUGUUUGAAAACUAA